AUGCCAGCAAUAAAAAAAUUCUUUUUUGAUUGGCCAUUGCAAGAUGAAGAAGCUUCAUCAAAUAUGGCAAAUAGGAAUGACGAUGAACUUGAACUUGAACUUGAACCCUCGGAAAUCAGUAAUGUCCUUGAAAAAUGUAACGAUAAUCAAAUUAAUUUGAUUAGUGAAGCAUAUCAUUUGGGCUACGGGGGUUCAAAGAAUUUGUUAGAUCAAUCUUGUGAUCUACUUGCUAUUAGGACCCCUAUGGGAAACAGUGUGCUACAUAUUGCAGCUUGGAAUGGUAAUGAUGACAUUGUUACUCUUUUAAUUGAACGUGCCCCAAAACUCUUGAUAACAGUUAACAGAAACGUGGAUCGUGUCUUGCAUGCUGCUGCAAGAGGUGGAAAAUUUUCAACAAUUAAAAAGCUAUUAGAAGGUUAUAAAAAUAUUCGGAUGCAGGAGUAUAAAUCAAUUCCACUGUUUAAUAGAGACAUUGACCAUAUUGAAACGUCUAGUGCGUAUGAUCUACUUGAAUUUGCAAAACUGAAGAAUGAUCAAGGCAACACUAUGUUUCAUGAGUUAAUGUUAUGUGACAAGAGCAAAAAUGGUGGGGAUAUGAUUUUCAAAGUUUGUGAACUUUUCAAAACAGAAGAUUUGUCAAAUAGUAUUAAUGAAUAUGCAAUGGAAAUUACUAAUAAUGCAAACAAAACAGCUCUUUACCUUGCAGUUGAAAAUGAGAACAGUUAUGCAGUCGAUCUGAUAUUAGACAAGUCUCGCAACGAGUAUGAGUUUCCACCAAUGGGAUUAUCACCAUUUGUGGCAGCAAUCAUGAUGCAUAAUCAAGAAAUGUUGAGGAUCAUACUAAAACACAAGCCAACUUGGAUCCAUUCGCAAGACGAAAAUGAAAGGCUACCUCUUCAUUAUGCUGCAUCUAUUGGUUACCUUGAAGGUGUUGAAUUAUUACUUGAAUCAUGUAAAUGUUGCACAAUUCAAAGAGAUAAAUAUGGCUACUUUCCAAUUCAUCUAGCUUCUCAUGGAGGACAUGUGGCAGUAGUAAAGAAGCUUUUAGAAUACUGUCCUGAUCCAACAGAAAUGCUUGACACUUCUCGUGGACGUAAUAUUCUUCACAUGGCAUCACACUAUGGAAAAUACGAGGUUGUACGUUACAUACUACAAAAUGAUCAAAUUCGUGAACAUGAUAAGAAACAUAAGUUGAUAAAUCAAAAGGAUAAUACAGGAAAUACGCCUUUGCAUCUAGCAGCAAAAUCCUUCCAUCCCAAAACAGUAUUUUACUUAAUAUGGGAUAAAAGAGUGAAUUAUGAUCUGGUUAACCAAAACAACCAAACACCUCUUGAUGUUGCAAAUGAAAAUUCUCAACUUGCUCGUUCGUCCGCGAGACAGCAACUUACAUGCACUGCACUAAAUUCUGUUGGUGCAAAAUCAAGUUUUAAAAGAGUACUCCAUAGUAAAUGGAGACAAUGUGAUUCAAACUCAGCAAAAUCAAAGCAGAAAGAAAGUGACACGAACCCGAAUGAAAGUAGUGAAAUUGUCUCCAAUACUGCACAAUAUUUUUUUCUGGCAGGUGCUGACACCCAAUAUAAAGACAGGGUAGAGACACUCAUAUUGGUUUCAACCCUUAUAAUCACUGCUUCAGUAGCAGCAUGUUUUGCGGUUCCAGGCGAAGCAGACGGAAGAGCACACAACCUAUAUCAUGCAAUGUUCCAACUUUUCAUCUUCUUCAUCACAAUAUCAUUGUUCAGCUCUAUUAGUGCAACUAUCAUACUCUUUUGGGCAACACUUGGAUUAUCUAAGUUGGUGACCUCCUCUCUCAAAAUUGUUAUGCCACUUCUUGGAAUCGCACUCAUUUCACUAACUUUGGCUUUCAUGGCUGGUCUUUAUACAGUUAUCAGUCCACUUAGAUGGUUGGCCAAUCUCUUUCUGGUUGUGGCUGUGAUUUUUGUUGUGCUUGUGGUCUUGUUGUACACAGUCCUUUUCCUCCCCUCAGCUUCAACUAGAAAGGCCAUGCGAUACAUUUCCUACUACCCCUUUCUUUUCCUAGCAUGGCUCGCAGAGUAA
Molecule: messenger RNA, 2055 nt
Organism: Lathyrus sativus (Indian pea)
Lineage: Eukaryota; Viridiplantae; Streptophyta; Magnoliopsida; Fabales; Fabaceae
Source: the annotation of a GenBank genome assembly